CGUGACAGGACACAGAAGGCUCUAGGCGGGAAAUCUCGGCAAUCUUUCAGUUUACCACCGGUUGAACACGUCCUGCCAAGAUAUAUAGGAGCCGGUACUUCUACCGCUUCCACUACGACACGCCAAGCGCGGUGGAUAUCUUGGGCGGAAGAGAGACGUGGAGUGCAGAAGUGGGUCGACAUAAAAGGUUCUGGAACGAAUCAUGAAAAUCGGCGGAGAAAAGGAUAUGCCCAAAAUGGUCAGAUAAGACAACAAAUCCCAUAG
Bipolaris zeicola 26-R-13 is the source of this 264-nucleotide messenger RNA. RefSeq lists its product as uncharacterized. NCBI's taxonomy places the organism in Eukaryota, Fungi, Ascomycota, Dothideomycetes, Pleosporales, Pleosporaceae. The record is from RefSeq and is a predicted model, not a curated record. The annotation marks the transcript as partial. The transcript has 2 exons.